Danaus plexippus (monarch butterfly) is the source of this 3584-nucleotide messenger RNA. RefSeq names its product desmoplakin (gene Cnb). Bases 199 to 2817 code for a protein of 872 amino acids. Gene Ontology annotation, biological process: regulation of cilium assembly; centriole replication; centrosome separation. Gene Ontology annotation, cellular component: centrosome; centriole. Lineage: Eukaryota; Metazoa; Arthropoda; Insecta; Lepidoptera; Nymphalidae. The record is from RefSeq and is a predicted model, not a curated record. The transcript has 9 exons.
GUCAAAGUCAAUAUGCAUUUUGUAGCAACGGUUACUACUUUUGCAAUCUAAACCAAACAAACAUAUUUUUUGUGUAAAAAAUAAAAGAAACUAUUUAAUUUUAGUCAAUGUAUGAUCAUAAAAGAUUAUUUAUAUUAUAAACUGAUCAUAUACAUAUAAUGGCUUUUGUGUUUUACUUGAAAACGUCGAUGUUUUGUGAUGAGUGAGACCGACGACACAGACGUUCUUUUGCUAAUACCGCCAACGUUCUUUCUUGUGAAUAGCUCCUGUUCCGAGGAUUCGUUCCUCGAGUCCUCUAGAACGGUAGUUCACAAACCGGUUUCGUGCACUGCCAAAGUUAUUGGAAAACUUGUUGAUCAAGUGCAAUCAUUGGAAUCUCGAUUAGAAACCUUAGAAAUAGACACAAGCAACACAUUUUCCAGCCUGGGAUCACGAAAAGUGUGGGAUACGGAAAGUUUCGAGAAUCGUAGUUUAGACCGCAGAUGCUUUACAUUUCCGCGUCGAAAGCGAAGGAAAACUCGGAAAGAAAGAAACGUAUCUCACGUAAAUCUUGACAUAACAAACGAAAAACAACCCGUGUACAAACAGAUUCUUGAUCACAAGGCUUUGCAUUUGACAUUAAAUGAAUCACAAAGUAUGGAUGGUGAUCUCAGCAGUAUUACGUCUACACCGAGCAAGAAAACUGACAAACUUCUCCUACACGAAAUAGAUGAAUUUCUAACUAAAGUGGAAUCGUAUCAAACACCUGAGAACAAAGCCAGAGAUAGUACAAUUAGUUCUGAAAAUGUUAUUCAAGCAACAGGUGACUAUAUAAUGAAGUCUCUUGGCAAUAAGAAUACCGAGGACAUACAGUUGCCUAGCGGUAGGGUGGUGUCCAGUAAUAUACUAGAUAAAUAUAUUUACUUGGUUAAGAACAAACAAACCCAAUCCAAUGCAUCAACUUCAGCCCAAACUGAUUCUGACGCACAAAACUUUUCCUCUGCCACAACUAGGAGUGAACUUGCAAAUCACAAUUGUGCUUCUACAAACAUAAAACACGAUACCAGAUCUCCGAGUAUGAGAAAAUUAAAUUUCUCCGAGAAUAAAGACGUUCAACCUACAUCAACUCCCAAAAGAAAUACACAACCGAGAUACUGCGAUACAUUCAAACCGUCUUCAAACAAAAUACUAGAGAGAGCAUCUAAAGUAUUAGACAACUAUAGGUCGCAAAGCUUUGGUCGUAAUACUCAAAGUGUUACCACGGAAGCUAGUGAUGUAUCUUUUAAGAAGGAUGAUUUUAAAUUACCACAAAUGAAGCCUUUUUGCUUGGAUCGUGACGGUUUUAAAAUCGACUCCAUCGAAACAGAUUUGCUGAGUUUGAGCGAACUUUGGGGCGAGAAAGCUGAUAAGAAUGAAAAGUUUGACAACAUUAAGUUAGAAGAAGAAAGAUUGAAAAGAGAGCAUUGUGAGGUCAUGAUACAGCAGUUACAAAGGAAGUUACUAGAGCAACAGGAAAAGUUAGCCGUUGCUGUUAAAGUGGACCGUGCCAAGGACGCUGCCAUACACAAACUGAGAGAGGCCUGGUUAAGACUGACGGGGAAUCUGGACCAGGCCGAGGAGAGGCAUCGGAAUGCUCUGGACGAGAUGAACAGGGAAGUUGAUAACUUUAAAAUGGUAGCCGAUGAAGCACAGAAGAAAACAAAUCAUUUUGAAACGGAACUUUACAAAGCGUUGGAUCUGGCGCAUGACUACCAGGAGCAAUGCAAACUGUUGACGACAGAAAAGAAGGAUUUACAAGAGAGCUUUCAGAGUUUGCAAGCACAGAGUGCAGAAACAAUGAAACUUAAGGAAAAAGAGUUGGCCAGUGUAAGAGAGAACUGUGAGACACUCAUGAGGUUAAACAAACAGUCCUCUGACUGCGUCGAGAACUUGGAGGUAGCUUUGGCUAAGGAGAAAAACGAUCACGAGAAGACUAAACUCAAAACUAGAGAAUUGAUGGAAACGAUACACAGAAUUGGACAAGACAAGAUACAGCUAGAACAGGAGAGGGAAGCGGAAAGAGAAAGAGUUAACGAAGAGAAAGAGAGAUGUAACAUGCUAGAGGCAGAACUCGCUGCCAUGAAGGAGCAGUGUGCGGAGAUACAGAACAAAUAUGACACCGUCAAGUCCGAAGCGGAGAGUCUCCAAGAACAGCUGGAGGUGGAAAGGAAGGACCUGAAGCGUCACUAUCAGGCGCAGUUGGAGGCGGCCGUUCUGGGCAAGCUGAGGGAGUUCCAGGGACAGCUCGAGCUGGCGGAGGCGGAUAUGGAGCGCGCGGCCCGGGAUAGGGAGCGAGCGGCCGCCCAGAAAGCGGACCGGACCGUCGCCGCCGUACGGGAACAGCACAAGUUGGAGGUGAACGUGUUGGAAGAGAAGCAGAAGGAGGAGAUCAAGCUGUACCGACUCCAGCUGGCGCAGGCGCAGGAGAAGAUCGGCCUACUCGAGAGCAAGUUGUCGAGUUACCGCCGAGGCCGCGGUGAGCUCGCGGCUCAGUUGCACGGCGUGAUGCAGGCGCAGUGGAAACAAGCGCUCACCAUACUCACCAGGCAACACGCCUCGCACUACAGGGAGGACGUGCCGACGCCGCUGGCCAACGAGUUCUCCCUCCAGCCUCCCCUGUCUCCACCCAACAAGGAGCACUCAGGGAACAUCAGUGAUCACGAGCUUCAGCAGUACAUACAAUUGUUACUGUCGAAGCCCCCCGGUCACAUUGCGGAGCCACACAAACCUGAUGAAGAACCAACCCGCGAGCGACGAGAACGGGGGCGAAGUCUCCAAAAGCCGCCGUGGAAGGCCUAGCACAAACGUAUCGUAAUCGUUGGAGCUGCGACCGAUGCAGUACAUUUUGUCUCGUAUUGAAGUCACCUCCGCGACUCAAUAGUCCGAUAGGAAGCAACUCUUAAUGUAAAAUUGAGAAGAUUCAAUAAGAGGCGGGUUCAUUUUGGUUGUAAUUUAAAACGGUUAAUAAAAUAAGACAAUUCCUUCCAUACAUUCCAUAAAUAUGAAUAAUUUGAAUAAAGUUAUAUUUAAAAACAUUUUUUAUAAUUCUCAUACAACGAAACGAGUGUAAGUAAUAUAACGAUUUAUUACAUGGUAAAUGCGACCUACAAUAUACACUGAACAUCUUUAUACAAACAACAUGGCAUCGGGUAGCUUAGAGAUACGACCACGUCGGCUGCGUCGGGGCAAGAUACAAAAAUAUUACACUUACAGUAAAUGUACACUGAAACGAGAACAAGCGAACGAUCCGGCGAUGUCCCGAGUACAGUAGUGACGCGCCGCACGAGCAGCGCCACCGGACACACCUAACAUAUAAAUUCAUAGUCGAAUAUUCAACUUCAAUAACAAAAGGCGUUUUUUAUAUAAAUCUCAUAAACACUCCCGAAACAGAUAUAUAUUACAUUGCUUUAUAUAUUAACAAACAUCGAUAUACACAACGAUCGGAUGCACUCGCGCGGGACUCUCAGAACUUAACAAUGAAGAUAAUUUAUAAGACAUGUUCAAAGAAUCCCGGAAACAGUGUUGCUCACACUAAGCUUAGCGUGAAUGUACGCACAGAAUAAAUA